Messenger RNA from Aplysia californica (California sea hare), 4136 nucleotides. Its product is annotated as alanine aminotransferase 2. The transcript is spliced from 6 exons. The coding region runs from base 271 to 1722 and encodes 483 amino acids. Gene Ontology annotation, biological process: biosynthetic process. The record is from RefSeq and is a predicted model, not a curated record. Lineage: Eukaryota; Metazoa; Mollusca; Gastropoda; Aplysiida; Aplysiidae. Gene Ontology annotation, molecular function: pyridoxal phosphate binding; L-alanine:2-oxoglutarate transaminase activity.
GCUGACAACAUCAGGGGAACGUAGGCUUAACCCUCCUCCUGACAUUGGAGGAUGCGACACACGAACUCUCACGUAGGCUAACCUCCCGUUGGCCUGCAGCCUUCAACUUCACUCGCCCAGUCAGACCAGCGUAGCCUAGACUGCUGUCGCUGUGUUCCUAUUUUUCGUCUAUUCACUCAUCACUGACCAAGUUGGAUAUUGUAUAAAUUCAGCUUUGCUUGCCCACGACUUACCCAACCCAGAAGAAGAUAACUACGUCAAAGCAGCGUCAUGGGAUCCGCGGACGAUCAUGUAUUGACCCUGAACUCAAUGAAUCCAAAUGUGAUUGAACUGCAGUACGCAGUUAGAGGUCCUAUUGUCGUCAGAGCUACAGAGAUUGAGAAUGAACUCAAAGCUGGAGCGAAGAAGCCUUUCACCAGAGUGGUCAAAGCCAACAUCGGAGACUGCCACGCCACUGGCCAGAAACCUGUCACGUUCAUCAGGCAAGUGCUGGCACUAUGCACCUAUCCAGACCUGUUGAACAGCGAUGGAUUUCCAGAGGAUGUUAAAGCACGAGCGAGAAAGAUUCUCGACGGGUGCAAAGGAGGAAGUUUGGGAUCUUACUCUGAGAGUGCGGGCUUGUUAGCCAUCAGGAAGGAUAUUGCUGCGUACAUCGAGGAGAGAGAUGGGUAUCCCUCAGACCCCAAAAAUAUUGUGAUGUGUACGGGUGCUAGUGAUGGCAUCAAGUCCGUAAUGAGCCUCCUUCUAACGGCGAAAAGCGGCAAGGAGAGGGCUGGAAUCAUGAUCCCUAUCCCUCAGUAUCCUCUCUACUCCGCUACCAUCGCAGAGUUUGGUGCAUAUCCGAUCCCGUAUUACCUGAAUGAAGCUACCGGCUGGUCAUUGGAUGUGAGUGAACUUGAGAGGGCUAUAUCAGAGGCGAGGCCAAACUGCCUACCUCGGGCCAUUGUCGUGAUCAACCCUGGCAACCCCACUGGGCAAGUUCUGACCAAGGAGAACAUCCAGGAGGUGAUCAAGUUUGCCAAGAGGGAGAAGCUUUUCCUCAUGGCUGAUGAGGUCUACCAGCACAAUGUCUACGCCGCAGGCUCAAAGUUUUUCUCCUUCAAGCAAGUGCUGAUGGAGCUGGGCUCCCCAUACAACCAGAUGGAACUGGCCUCCUUUAUGUCCGCCUCCAAAGGAUUUAUGGGAGAGUGCGGAUACAGAGGGGGCUAUGCAGAGGUCAUCAACCUGCUGCCCGAUGUGUAUGCUCAGUAUCAGAAAAGCAUCACGGUCAAGUUGUGUCCACCAGUGUCUGGCCAGGCUGUCAUCGAUUGCGUUGUGAAUCCGCCUAAACUAGGUGAACCAUCAUAUGAACUGUUCAAGAAAGAGAAAGAAACAGUCCUUGCCCAGCUCAAAGAAAAAGCAGAAUUUGUAUCACAACUCUUCAACUCACUCGAAGGAAUCUCCUGUAAUCAGGUCAUGGGAGCAAUGUACGCCUUCCCCUGUGUGCAAAUGCCAGAGAAAGCCAUUGAGGCAGCGAAGGCUGCGGGACAAACUCCCGACAGCUUCUACUGCUUUGCCCUGCUGGAGGAGACGGGUAUCUGCACAGUGCCAGGCUCUGGCUUUAGACAAGUGCCCGGAACUUUCCAUUUCCGCACAACCAUCCUACCACAAAUGGAUGAGCUGAAAGCUGUCCUAAUGAAGUUCAAAGACUUCCAUGUCGACUUCCUGGCAAAGUACAAGUAAAUAUGUGUGGAAGUGUCAGCGUGGGAGAUGGCAGUCAGGAAAUCCGCUCAAAACCAAGACCAUCUUGUUUGAGCUGAUACACACGAAUUUUGAUUUGUUGACUUGUUGUAAGAAUUAGCAUGAAAAGCUUUGACUUACCUCUCUGAUUGCCGUUCUGGGUUUUCUUCUUUAGAUUUGUCAUAGUCAUGAAGAAAUCAUAAUUUUUUUUCUUUUAAAGGGACUGAUUUGGUUAUCCCGAGCCUUCAGCUUCAAGUGUUGACAGAAUAUCAUAACUCCUGAGCAUGAGUACUUGCUGUAUAUUUUAUACAAUUAUGUUGUGAAGUGUUUGUUGGAUGAAUGGUUAAGUCCAACUCACCAUCCUAUUCUUUAAUACAAUGUGUAUGAAAUGUACAAGAAUUUCAACUAAUAACCUUUUAUUGCCUUUCACUUUUAUUUCAGAGGUUGAAAAUAUCAUUUGUAAACAGUAAACAUUUUGAAGAAAUCAUAACAGGAGAAUAAAAAAUGCUAAGUGUGUGCCCCUUGAGCUAACUGUUAUUACUUAAUAAUGUCGGUCCAUGCAAUAUUUGAAAGAAAAACAUUUUCUUAUUUUAUAUUUAUAAAGCAUGAGAUCAUGUGGGCAUUUAGGAUUUGAAAAACAAACUUGUUCAGUAGUUUAUGGGCCUUUAUGUUUUUAAAAUUUGGAGGGUUUUGUUUUUUUGUCUCAUUAAUUAAUAUUUCCAGUGUUUUUCGCCAAUGUCAAGUGCAAAUAUUUUAGUAAAUUCUUGUUUGUAUUCACACUGGACGAUCUCAUCAUCCUACUUGCUCAAAAUUCAAAUCCUGUCCCUCAGACUAUAUCAUUUCAAAGAGCAAUGAAAUGUGGACUUUGGAUGCUCAGAAAAUUUGGUUGUUGAGGUCCUUUCCAUUUGAAUUUAGUGACUCCCAAAUACUUACUAUGAAUGUGCCCAUAUUGGGCAUAAAUGUUAACAGUUUACAUACAUUUAUUGUCUUUUCCAUGAUUAUUCUUUUUUAAAACUUUGUGUUUGAAUCUGUCUUAAAUUAUGUGGGUUUUUUCUCUCCAUUUUUUUUACCCAUCUCCGUUUUCACCUUGCUCAGGUUAUGCAUAAAGUUUUCAGCCUCCACAGCUUUGCACUCUCAAACCACACUGCAUGUGUUGCUGCUUUGUACCUUUUUACAUACACACCUGUUGGACUCUUCAAGAUAGAAAGAUAGACAUUUGGCAUGAUUUGGAUCUUGUUCUUGUGUUUGUUAAUAUUCUUUGUUAAAGAGUACUGUUAAAAAGUUCGUAAAUUGUUGUUUACACUGUUGUCUGAUAAACUAGCUUUUUAAAAACCAGUUGUAUAUAACAUAUAUUUUUUGUGUGAAUUGUCCUCUUUCAGUCUCUCAUAUUGAGUUUCAUAUUGCAGACAAAGCAGAUGAUUUAAUUAAUGAUUUAGAGAAAGAAAAACUCUUUAUUAAAGACAUACUUGUUAUCAAGCGUGUGAUAAAAAAUUAUUUUUUAUUGGGUAGCUAUGAUUAUUGAGCCCGUUUUUUUUCUGGGUAGCUUUGAUCUAUUUUCAUAGCGCUCUAGACCCAGUCACUCCGCCUCUUAUAACCUAAAAGUGUUUAGAGCGGCGUUAAAACCUAUACCAUUUUUUUUUCCUCCCACCCACUGUGAUUUGAAUGGUAGGUUCCAACUUAAGUGCUAGUAUUAAACCAAAAGCAUUUAUUGACUACUUUGACUUCAACAAGGUAUUUCAUGUCUUAUUCAGAGAAGUGGGCAUAUCAGAGAGAUGUGUUUAGUAAGCUUCCAUUGGUGGGAGAAGGUUUUUUUUCUUUACAUACUCAAUGUCCAUUACAAAAUACUUAAUUUUUAGGUUUUCUUUUUUGGAAUUCUGGCCAUGUUUCAGAAGUUAUUGAUCAAGGUACUUGAUGAUAAUUUUCUUUCACUCUGAGCCUAGUAUUUGUUAUUGUGAUUUGUUAACGUCACAAAGCAUUAUUUUGUAUGGAUGCAGUUUAUUGGAUUUUUGUACUUUCAUAAAGAUGGAUGUUGAGAAUGGCGUAGAGUGGUAAUGAGAAGCAGAAUGUAGUAUGGCUGAUCAUACCUAUCCAAGGCAUAGUUUUGGUCCAUGAAUAUAGGUUUCUGUAAGUGCUUGACUUUGCUUGUGUGUCUGUAUCUACCUAUGAGUGAAUAUAGAUGCGUGUGUACAUUUGUAUGAGUUAAUGUUGGUGUGUUGGGGAUUGCUGCUGGUGUUGAGGUUGAAUUGUGUUGAACUGCAGAGUGCUCAAGAUAAGGAAAGACAACUCAUUUCAUAUAGUGAUAGUUAUCUAGACACUUCUGUUGCUAAAGACUCGGUAAUAGUCAAGUUAUUUAUUUUGUUUAUGACAAUCUAUUUCACAAUUAAUCAUGAAUUAUUUAUGAGAUAUUUUAUAAAGAA